Messenger RNA from Cryptomeria japonica (Japanese cedar), 713 nucleotides. RefSeq names its product MYB-like transcription factor ETC3. Gene Ontology annotation, biological process: cell differentiation. Bases 32 to 295 code for a protein of 87 amino acids. Gene Ontology annotation, molecular function: transcription cis-regulatory region binding. Lineage: Eukaryota; Viridiplantae; Streptophyta; Pinopsida; Cupressales; Cupressaceae. The transcript has 3 exons. Gene Ontology annotation, cellular component: nucleus. The record is from RefSeq and is a predicted model, not a curated record.
UUGUUGCAGUCCUCAAGAGAAAACGGCAGGCAUGGAAAAACUUCAAGAAAAACUUGAAGAAAAACAGUCUUCUGAAGGAGAAAGUGAUUCUCUCGAUAGCAGCAAGACGAGCAUGGACUGGAACUGCUCUCACAUCUCUGCCGCUGAGGAAGACUUGAUUCUUAGACUUCAUAGGCUUUUGGGUGACAGGUGGUCACUGAUUGCAGGGAGGCUUCCAUGGCGUACAAGAGAGGAGAUAGAAAAGUAUUGGAGAAUGAGAAGCCUGAGUGUCAAUACCAGUGAAAGCAGCGACUGACUGACUGAUUGAUGAAUAUUAUGUGAAGUGUUGCUGUUGUUUUUUGUACUAAGACUGGUGUCUAGAUUUUGUACCAGUAAAUGAUAUAGGCAAAUAUUUAGGAGGCACUCAUGUGAAGGAAUCGUCUGCAAACAAACCAUCCCUGACAAUUAUAAUAUUGUCAGAAGUUUCAUUUUCAGAUUAAAACUAAGUGUUCUGUACUUUCAUCUGUGCUCUAUUAUGGCUUUAAAAUGACAAAAGUUUUCAUGGAAAAUGCUUGAUGAAAACAAGUGCCUUAAAAUAUAAGUAAUCUAGAUAUGUUAAUGGCAUUAACAUGCGAUGGAGGAUUAAAAAGGUACUGGCAAUCAGAUGUUAAAGAAGAUGCUUGUUAUGAAGAUUUAAACAGUAAUGACAUUGAGCUGUCAAUUUUUUUAGUCAC